UGACCUUUUAUUUAUUUAAUUUUUUAUUUGUCAUUCAUUAAAAACAAAUAUUAUUGUAUUUUUAUCCCACCACAAUAAUCAAAGAGAUGCAAAAAUAUAAAAAACGGAUACAAAAUAGAAGAAAAAAACAAAAAAAAGGGUUAAGUGAGAGUCAUUAGUCCAUUAAUCAUCAUCAUAUUAUCCAAAAUCUGAAAACUGAAACAAAAGAAAAAACACAAAGAAAGCGAAAGAGAGAAGAAAAGGAAGAAAAAAAAUGUCCGGUAAAAGAAGAGUCUGGUCAGAUUCAGCACCGCUACUUGGCCAGCAACAUUCACAGCAAAAAUCUCAACAUCAAUAUCAACCUCGUUCAGUCUCUCUCGAGAUGACCACCUCUGCCGUCCCAGCCACCGCCCGCUCCGUCUUCCUCGGCAUCGACGUCGGCACCGGCAGCGCCCGCGCAGGGCUGUUUGAUGAAAAUGGGAAGCUUCUGGGAUCUUCGAGCAGCCCGAUACAGAUUUGGAAAGAUGGUGAUUGCGUUGAGCAAUCUUCUACAGAUAUUUGGCAUGCGAUAAGUGCAGCUGUGAAAGCAGCGUGCUCCCUCGCAGAAGUUUCCAAGGAAGAAGUGAAGGGUAUGGGGUUUGCGGCUACUUGUUCGCUUGUUGCAGUGGACGCCGAAGGCUCUCCUGUUACGGUUUCUUGGAGUGGCGAUUCAAGAAGAAACAUAAUAGUAUGGAUGGACCAUAGAGCUGUUGAACAAGCUGAAAGGAUCAAUUCACGUAACUCAACUGUAUUGCAGUACUGUGGUGGAGCUCUUUCCCCUGAGAUGCAGCCUCCAAAGCUUCUAUGGGUGAAAGAAAAUCUGCCCGACUCUUGGUCAAUGGUCUUCAGGUGGAUGGACUUGAGUGAUUGGUUAUCAUACAGGGCCACAGGAGAUGAUACACGGAGUCUGUGUACCACAGUCUGCAAGUGGACAUAUCUCGGUCAUGCACACAUGCAUCAAAACAAUGAGAAAGAUUCUCGAGAUAUGGAAGCUUGUGGAUGGGAUGAUGAUUUCUGGGAGGAGAUUGGAUUGAGUGAUCUUGUAGAUGGGCAUCAUGCUAAGAUAGGACGAAGUGUAGCCUUCCCUGGCCAUCCUCUGGGUUCUGGUCUCACAUCAACUGCUGCGAAGGAAUUAGGUCUUGUAGCAGGGAUUCCUGUUGGAACGUCCCUAAUUGAUGCUCAUGCCGGUGGUGUGGGGGUAAUGGAAAGUGUGCCUUUGUCUGAUUCUGAGCCUAAAGAGUCUGAUAAGGAAGCUCUAUGCCGUCGUAUGGUGUUAGUCUGUGGAACUUCUACUUGCCAUAUGGCCAUAUCACAGAACAAGCUUUUUAUUCCAGGGGUCUGGGGUCCAUACUGGUCAGCUAUGGUACCCGAACAUUGGCUCACAGAAGGUGGCCAGAGUGCUACUGGUGCAUUAUUGGAUUACAUAGUAGAAAACCAUGUUGCUUCUCCUCAUCUUGCAAAUCGUGCUGCUUCUCAACGUAUUUCUUUGUUUGAACUUCUGAACAAGAUAUUGGAAACAAUGAUGCUUGAUCUGAAGCGUCCAUUCCUUGCUUCUUUGACUGAAGAUAUGCAUGUUCUUCCUGAUUUUCACGGGAACAGGUCACCAAUUGCAGACCCAAAAGCGAAAGGUAUGUUGUGUGGCCUAACACUUGAUACAAGUGAGAAGCAGUUGGCUCUUCAGUACCUUGCCACAGUACAAGGUAUUGCAUAUGGUACGCGUCACAUUGUAGAGCACUGCAAUGCCCAUGGUCACGAAAUUGACACAAUACUAGCAUGUGGAGGCCUUGUUAAGAAUGCGCUAUUCAUUCAAGAACAUGCAGAUAUAAUCGGUUGCCCUAUAAUUCUUCCACGAGAAAGUGAGCCUGUGCUCUUGGGUGCUGCUAUUCUUGGUGCUGUUGCUGCAAGGAAAUAUUGUAGUCUGCAUGAGGCAAUGAAGGCCCUAAAUGCAGCGGGUCAGGUCAUCCAUCCAUCCAAAGACCCUAAGGUGAAGAAGUACCAUGAUGCCAAGUACCGCAUUUUCCGUGAACUUUAUGAGCAGCAGCUAUCUCAUCGUUCCCUAAUGGCUGAAGCCUUGGCGUAGGUUCUUUGUGUCAAACUGGUGGCAGUAGGAUGGUCCUCUGGCUCAAUUGCUUCAUUUCUGUCUCUGGGGGCCCUCUGUAUCGGAAUCGAAAACUGCUUGGCCUUUGUGAAGUUACAUGUUUGAACAAAACAUAAUUUUUUUAUGUAAAGCAAUGACUUGAGCAACUCAUGAAGGAAGUUUUUCAAAAGCCAAAGGAAUGUACAGGUGAAGCAGGGCCCAAAAAUUGAAAAUUAGUACAGAAAGAAUAUGUAUUGGCUCAUUUUGCCAAGUAGUUUCUCACUUUGUCGUUCAUAUUUGAAAUAAUAAUACGACAGCCAUUUACUUUCACAAAGUGCUUUGUGCCUUGUAUAAUCCAUAAUAACCUUUUGAUGUUAAUCAAUUGUUGAUAGCAAAAUUCCAACAA
Prunus persica (peach) is the source of this 2501-nucleotide messenger RNA. Its product is annotated as FGGY carbohydrate kinase domain-containing protein. The record is from RefSeq and is a predicted model, not a curated record. The coding region runs from base 254 to 2098 and encodes 614 amino acids. Gene Ontology annotation, molecular function: phosphotransferase activity, alcohol group as acceptor; kinase activity. Gene Ontology annotation, biological process: carbohydrate metabolic process. The transcript has 15 exons. NCBI's taxonomy places the organism in Eukaryota, Viridiplantae, Streptophyta, Magnoliopsida, Rosales, Rosaceae.